AUGCCGGAUCGUCGGUCGUUCGUUCGACUACGCGCGACCCUUUCAGGAGGUUCAUACGCAGCUCGGGCCCGAAUGAUGGAGGAAGCGCCGCUGGUUGAAGCUCGCGCGGUUCGAGAGUAUGCGGUGUGGCCCUUCCCAUGGCUGCUUUGCUGGAUUUUCUAUCUAGCCGGCGUGGGACUGCUGGCCCACAUCCUCGGCCUCAUCCUUUGCUGCCGCUGGGCGCGUCGGCUUUGGGACGAUUGGAACCUCUUCCCUCUGCGGGUUCCCCAUUGGAGGCGCUGGUGGGCAGAGGGAAAUGGACGAAAGGAGGACUCGGACACGGAUCAAGAAGAACCGGAACCCUGGUGCAUGGACACCCCAGCCUCGAUGCAUUGGAACGGAUUGGACCUUGAGGUAAAGGAGGCUGACGCUCGAACCGACCUCGCCCGUGAGAACGCCCUGGGCUCGUUUGUUGGCAAUGGAGAGCUCUGGGAACCAUCGCAGAACACCGGAACGGCCAGGAGAGACGAGGGCAACUUCGACCCGAUUGGACGCCCCGUCGACAUCGGCGGAGACGAGGGCUUCAGUGGAUUGGAUGGCAUGGAAGAUGAACUGGGGGAGAAGAUUCCUUGUGACGAAGGUGACCGCAGCUUCGAGACCAAGAGAAAGAGGAAAGACCUGCCUCAACAACCUGAAGCAGAACCCGCUGGAAGCAAGAACCGAAAAUGGAUGAAGGCCAUCCAGACGGCCAAAUUCUUCAAACUUAAUCGCAACAAAGGUUCCAGAGCAGUGCACAACUUCAAGAUGGGCUAUUAUGUGCAGAAGGCUGGGAAGUGCUCGUACCGUACCCGGCCCAAAGAUUGCUUGGUGCUGAAUGUGGGCAGGCCAGAGGAGGCUUACGAUGCGUGUACUGCCAUUAUGUGGGCAAGGCCUUGUGACUUCCCGAGCUUGCCUCCGGAUGCCAAAGUGGAUGAUAUGGCUGACUCAAACCGCCAAACCUCCAGGCCCAAGUUCUGGUGGCGCGACGCGGAUGAAGAAGAAGGUCAGUCCUUUUGGGAAGAAGGCGAAAGCCAAAGCCGUGUUGCCCUCAUUCAUUUGGAAUUUGGAUUGCUACGCUUGCACAGAGCGGCAGUGAUGGGUUUGCUGAGGUCCUUAGAUCCCCCUCAAGAAGUACAGCAGCUACAGCAGCCAUUGAUAGGCAAACGGAAAGGUCCCGAUCAUACUUUGCAGAUGCGGGAGCGUGACCCUCGACAGGGUCAGCUGUCUUUGCCCAUGGUCUCCCAUGAAGGUCAGUGCAGGUAUCAAUAUCAGCUUGUGGUGCUUUUGGCAUCUCAGUGGUCUCUGCUUUGUGGGGCGAUCACAUGGUUGGUGCUGCACGUGUCCAUGGAACGACAGUCGCAGGUGAUUGCCGGUCUUCUGGCAGUCCUCACGAUCCUCGCUCUUUUGUUGUGCAACCUAGUCUAUAUGCUGCAACGGAGAAGGUUUGUUCACGCUGCAGGUGAAACUCCAAAGGAGCAUGAUGCUGUGGCAAGCAGGACUAGCCACGAGAUCGAGGCUUUCGGAUGUCAUUCCCCCCCAAGCUGCCACUGGGCCUUCUUGUCUCCAAAAAUAGAUCUUGCUUUGGCUUCCAUGACUCCUGCCUUGGAGACAGAUGUGCCACUGCACUCUGUCCAGCCGACUGAUCUCUUCGAGGACGGCCCAGCGAUCAGGCCUGUGCAGUCCGAUGGUGGACUCUCAGACAACUUCAUCGGGCACAUCAUGUCUGGAAGGUCAACUUGCCUCACAAAUGCGCGGCCCUCCGACAUCGAGAAAAACGUCUCAGACGGAAGUGAGAGGCAGAAAAAAAAUGUUGAGUUCCACGAGGAACCCCACAGAAGUAGUCGUGGCCGCUGGAGACCCCUUUUUCCAACAAUGUCUUCACUGGCGAUGUCUCCAACUGCAAGCCGCGGUAGCAUGAGCACUGGCUUGGGCGAGUCGCUCAGACGUGGUGGUUCCAAGUUCAAAUUUGAGACAGAGGCAGAAGUAGAAGCAUCAUUGCGAAAGGAGAUUACACGCCACACCCUUGACGUGGACUCUGUUUUCAAGCGAGGGUCGUCUCCAUCACCCUCCAUGACGAGUCAACAGAGCCAGAUUUCGAGUUCCAAGAAGGAGGGCUUGAAGAGCAGCCGUGCAAGCAGCUCAAGCGGCCUGUCAGAUGUUUCUGGUGAUGGCCAGAGAACAUCCUGA
Durusdinium trenchii is the source of this 2205-nucleotide messenger RNA. The record is from the annotation of a GenBank genome assembly. NCBI's taxonomy places the organism in Eukaryota, Dinophyceae, Suessiales, Symbiodiniaceae.